This is a messenger RNA of Cyprinus carpio (common carp), 926 nucleotides long. RefSeq names its product chromosome B18 C15orf61 homolog (gene cb18h15orf61). The record is from RefSeq and is a predicted model, not a curated record. The coding region runs from base 294 to 764 and encodes 156 amino acids. The transcript is spliced from 3 exons. Lineage: Eukaryota; Metazoa; Chordata; Actinopteri; Cypriniformes; Cyprinidae.
UCGGUUGUUUCUUCCCGGAGAAAAUAUUAAUCGUACCAGUGAAGGUUGUAUUGAACGUCUCUUAUAUUUCUGCACAAAACUAGCUCAUUAAUCGUACUUUUGUAAAAGCAGUGUUGUAGUAUUAUAUAACUGUUUGUCAAACUAGUAUGAAAGGCUCACCGGUAAGCUGUAUAACGUUCUCUCGAGUGCGGGACUUCUACAAUGAUUCGGCAUCACAGAAAGUUUCGGCAGCAUUUUUGAGCUGAUUAAAGGUUGCAAAACUGCAGUAUGAUCACUUUAGGAUUUACUCGGCUAUGACAGAAAUACUACGCAGAAUCCACGGUGGCUUUCUAAAAAUGGCUCUGUUGCCCAGCACCUUUGGAAAUAAAGCGCCUCGUCCCGCUGCCUCUGAAGUAUUAACAUGUCACCUCACGCAGCGCGCGCUGCCGCCCUGGACUUCAUUCUGCGUGCGCUACCGGGAUGUCAUCAACGACCAGUUCGGUCUGUCCAACUUCAACUGGCAGGUGCAGGGAGCGAACUACCACAUCCUUAGGACCGGUGCUUUCCCUUUUAUCAAAUACCACUGCACCAAAGCACCUCCACAGAACCUGGAGUUUGAAAAUAAGUUUUUUGGGGCAUUGAAAGUCAUCAAUCUAGGUAUCCCAUGCUUGGCAUAUGGCUUGGGUUCAUGGAUGGUAGUUGGAGUGACAGAGACAGUUCAGACCUCUGCAGGACCUGUUACUGUUUACUUUGCAUACAAGGAGGUGGAGGGUGCUCAGUUCUAAUAUCAGAGACACAAUGAGUAUUUGAAAAGAAAGAAUUGAGUUUCACAAGAAAAUGUUUGUCACAGACUGUCUGAAAACUUGUACGAAUGGCCAAGUGCGACCUGAAAUACACAAAUGCACUUUUGCACAAAAAUAAAUAAAUUAUUAAUUUUAAACUUUGGG